Messenger RNA from Cylindrotheca closterium, 1359 nucleotides. NCBI's taxonomy places the organism in Eukaryota, Bacillariophyta, Bacillariophyceae, Bacillariales, Bacillariaceae. The record is from the annotation of a GenBank genome assembly.
AUGGGUGUUGCAUUUCGAUCAGGUGGAUACACAAAAUUUGUCCGCAUCGGUGGUAGAACUAUUAAAGAUGGAGAAGCUGCAGCUAUCUGGAAUCGUUCUGGAGAACACUCGCAGAUCGUCGGACCGAAGCGUAUCCUUAUGUUCUAUUCUACCAUUCGGUUUCUGACGCGCUUCAAAGCAGAAGCGGAUCAAUAUCUCAAGAUCCAACAUCGGGACGGAACAGUGGAACACCUUCAAGGUCCUGUUCAGAUGUAUUUGAAUCCAAGUUUCCAUGACACCAUCUCUGUCAACGACGGCAUCAAGCUGAAGGAGAACGAGGUUAUCCAGGUGAGCCAUCUACCUAUGCUGAAAAACGAGGAUAUCGCAUAUAAUACAGAUGGCACGGCUGUUGAGAAAGAUGAGAGCCUCGUCGUGAAAAAGAGUAAGAGAUUUGUUCUUGGGCCCGCUCUUUUCAUUCCUGCUGAAGACGAGAUUGUCGAAGAAUUUUCAUGGAGUGGCCUACCCGAAGAAACAUGCUGCACAUUGAAUUAUGGAUCUGGGGAUAUUUCUAGAUUCAAAAAGAUUCAGCUUCAUACCAAACGAGUAUGGAGUGUAAAGGUACCAAUUGGGAGCGGAUCGGCAAAGGUUCAUGCCUCACUGGCCAUCACAUACACGAUCGAUUCCAUUGAUAAGGUCACAAUGCACAGCGACCCAUGCGCUUUCAUUUGCGGUGCGCUAAUGGGAGAUAUUCAAGAUCUCCUUUCUGAAGACCUCCCGACAGUGAAAUCCGCAGCCGACUUUAGAUCUAUUCAAACUAAGGUUACAUACAAGAUGUCGGGUUCGAAAUCUUUUCCAAAUUUAAUGGGAACUGGUGAAGCUAUCGGGUUCUCCAUCGAUUCAAUUCAAGUACUUGAAGUCACUCCUGGAAGCCGAAUGCAGAAACAGCUAGCCACGGAACAUGAGCGAGAAAUGCGAAUGAAUGCACAAGUUGCCAACAAAGAAAGUGAGAUCAAAUUCCAAGAGCUUGAACUCGAAGAACGCCGUAAGAAAAUGGAGAAUGAAAUCGAACUAUCUCGCAAGGAGGCAAAGAUGCAGGCUGAUUUGGCAGAGGAACUGCAUGUACAGAAGGUGUCAGCUUUGACUCAGGAACAAGAAAUGACGAAGAUUAGAAAGCAGGAGAACCUUGGCUCUUUGAAGGCUUCUGAUGCACUUGUCUUGGAAUUCUUGGGCAAUCUCAAGGAGUUAGGGGUUGACAUGUCGAAAUAUCUUUGCACAGAAGCCGGGAACAAAGCAUCCAGGAAGAUUAUCGAUCGAGCACCAUCCCUUGCCACGUAUUCUAAUCCAGCUACAUUCUCAGAUUCCGAGGAAAGGAAAGAAUGA